This is a messenger RNA of Megalobrama amblycephala (Wuchang bream), 816 nucleotides long. RefSeq names its product zinc finger BED domain-containing protein 4-like. The coding region runs from base 36 to 509 and encodes 157 amino acids. Gene Ontology annotation, molecular function: protein dimerization activity. The record is from RefSeq and is a predicted model, not a curated record. NCBI's taxonomy places the organism in Eukaryota, Metazoa, Chordata, Actinopteri, Cypriniformes, Xenocyprididae. The transcript is spliced from 2 exons.
CUGCCCUGGAUCCGAGGUUCAAGUCCCUGUCUUACAUGGACCCUGCCCUACGCCAGAGGACAUACAGUGACCUCACCACUGAGAUUGUGAGCAGUCUGGGCACUGAAGACUGUGAUGAGGGUCAAGCUGCAGAGCCAACAGGAGCAAACUUGGACACAUCUCCUCCACAAAAGAAGUCGGCGAUUGCAGAGCUUUUUGGAGAGACCUUUUCCAGCAAAGACAUGGACAGCAAGACUCCUGCUGACAUCAUCAAAGAGGAGGUGGCAUCCUACCUGGCAGCAAGCGGCAUUACAGUGGAUGGUGAUCCACUGACAUGGUGGAAAAGCAAUGAGUGUAAAUACCCUCAUAUUGCCAAGAUGGCAAGAUGCUAUCUCGCUGUGCCAGGCUCUUCAGUUCCUUCCGAGAGAGUGUUCUCAACAGCAGGGGACAUAGUGACUGCAAAGAGGUCCACACUCUCCCCAGACAAUGUAGACAUCCUUGUCUUUUUGAAAAAGAAUUUGAAAUUAUAAGCUCAGGUAUGCAUUGCUUUCUUUCUUUUAUUCUUCUUUGAUGAUGUGGACAUAGGCUUUAUUUCACUAUCCAUGUUUAAAGGAAGGAGAUAUGCCUUUUUAUGUUGCACUUUAAGUUGUUUUUCAUUAAUUAUGUUAAAAAGAAGAUAUUAUGCCUUGUGCACUUUAAGUUGAUUUUAUAUAUUUUAAUUUAAUAAUUUAAAAGUGUUAAUAAACAAAAAGACAAAACUUAUGUUUAUUUGUCUUGUCUUUUUUUUGCUGAUCCGAAAAAUGAUCCGAUCCGUGACUCUGAUCCGAGAAACGAUCC